This is a messenger RNA of Aureobasidium subglaciale EXF-2481, 1554 nucleotides long. Its product is annotated as glycosyltransferase family 4 protein. Gene Ontology annotation, cellular component: glycosylphosphatidylinositol-N-acetylglucosaminyltransferase (GPI-GnT) complex. Gene Ontology annotation, biological process: GPI anchor biosynthetic process. The transcript has a single exon. The record is from RefSeq and is a predicted model, not a curated record. NCBI's taxonomy places the organism in Eukaryota, Fungi, Ascomycota, Dothideomycetes, Dothideales, Saccotheciaceae. Gene Ontology annotation, molecular function: phosphatidylinositol N-acetylglucosaminyltransferase activity. The coding region runs from base 1 to 1554 and encodes 517 amino acids.
AUGCCAUACAAUAUCGCCAUGGUCAGCGACUUCUUCUUCCCCCAGCCUGGAGGCGUCGAGAGUCACAUCUACCAGCUGUCGCAGAAGCUCAUCGACCGUGGUCACAAGGUCAUCAUCAUCACUCACCAGUAUGAAGGUCGCACCGGUGUCCGCUACUUGACCAACGGCCUCAAGGUCUACCAUGUGCCUUUCUUUGUCGUCUACCGCGAGACGACCUUCCCCACCGUCUUCUCCUUCUUUCCCAUCUUCCGCAACAUCGUUAUCCGGGAGCAGAUCGACAUCGUCCACGGCCAUGCCAGUCUCAGCAGCUUGUGCCAUGAGGCUAUCCUGCACGCCCGUACUAUGGGUCUUCGCACCGUCUUCACUGACCACAGUCUGUUUGGCUUUGCCGACGCUGCCAGUAUCCUUACCAACAAGCUGCUCAAGUUUACUCUUAGUGACGUCGAUCAUGUCAUCUGUGUCAGCCAUACUUGCAAGGAAAACACCGUCCUGAGAGCUUCUCUCGACCCUUUGAUGGUUUCGGUCAUACCCAAUGCUGUCGUUGCUUCAAACUUCCGUCCACUCAAUGCCGCAGAUGCCACCCAACCAUCUAUGCGCUCCGCUCUUCCACCUCCGCCGCCCCAGUCCUCUCAACCCCUUGGUCCAACUGAUACCAUCACCAUUGUUGUCAUCUCUCGCCUCUUCUACAACAAAGGCACCGAUCUCCUGAUCGCUUCCAUUCCACGCAUCCUCGCUACACACCCCAACGUGCGCUUUAUUAUCGCUGGUUCCGGGCCAAAAGCCAUAGAUCUCGAACAAAUGCUCGAUCGUCAUAUUCUCCAUGAUCGAGUAACACUUCUGGGCCCGGUCCGUCACGAGGAGGUUCGCGACGUCAUGGUCCGUGGCCACAUAUACUUGCAUCCCAGUUUGACCGAGGCCUUUGGAACCGUCUUGGUAGAGGCUGCAAGCUGCAACUUGCUCAUUGUAUGUACUAGAGUCGGCGGCAUUCCCGAAGUCCUUCCUGCUCAUAUGACUGUCUUCGCAAAACCCGAAGAGGACGACCUUGUUCGCGCGACCAGCGAGGCUGUCGGUCUCUUGAUGGGACAAGACCAGAAACGUACAGUUGUUCGCAGAGAUCGCUUUCACGAGCAGGUGCGCAUGAUGUACAGUUGGUCUGAUAUCGCCCGCCGUACUGAGCGCGUUUACGACCUGAUCACUGGCAAUGAGGAACAGCCUUACAACGAUUUCUACACUGAUAACCAAGAUGCCAAACGGCGCCAAUAUGGAAAGCAUGUCUCUCCUGCUUCACAAUCCUUCGCUCUGAUUGAUCGACUCAAGAGAUAUUAUGGCUGUGGUAUCUGGGCUGGCAAACUCUUUGUGCUCUGCGUUGUCGUCGAUUAUCUCCUCUUCGUAUUCCUUGAGUUGUGCUUUCCCAGAAGCAACAUUGACAUUUGUAGAGAUUGGCCGAAGAAGCAAAAAGCUGUGGAUGUUCUUGACGAUCGCGACGCAAAAAGCACAAUGAACAGAACUCGUUCUUCGCGAAACACCAUUUCCGACAACCAAGGCAAAACUUGA